This is a messenger RNA of Melospiza melodia melodia, 1152 nucleotides long. Its product is annotated as PH and SEC7 domain-containing protein 4-like. Gene Ontology annotation, cellular component: ruffle membrane. Gene Ontology annotation, biological process: regulation of ARF protein signal transduction. The record is from RefSeq and is a predicted model, not a curated record. Gene Ontology annotation, molecular function: phospholipid binding; protein binding; guanyl-nucleotide exchange factor activity. The annotation marks the transcript as partial. NCBI's taxonomy places the organism in Eukaryota, Metazoa, Chordata, Aves, Passeriformes, Passerellidae. The transcript is spliced from 11 exons.
CCCCCAAAAUCCCCUCAGGACCCCCCAAAAUCCCCUCAGGACCCCCCCGGGCCCCCCCCAAGCCCCGGGAUUUUUGGGGGGUCCCCCCCCGACCCUGAGGAGCCGCCCCCCAAAACCAGCCUGGAGCCCCCCAGGGAGGACCCCCAGGCCCUGGCCCGGCGCCUUUUCCGCCUGGACGGGGUCAGGAAGUCCCAGGUGGCCUCGUACCUGCGCAAGGACACGGAGUUCAGCGCUCGGGUGGCGCGGGAGUACCUGGAGCUCUUCCAGUUCCAGGGGCUGAGCCUGGAGCAGGCCCUGAGGCAGUUCCUGCGGGCCCUGGUGCUCUCGGGGGAGACUCAGGAGCGCGAGCGAGUCCUGGGGCACUUCUCGAGCCGCUUCCACCGCUGCAACCCCGGGCUGUUCCCUUCGGCUGACUCCGUUCACACCCUCACCUGCGCCCUGAUGCUGCUCAACACCGACCUGCACGGCCAGCGUCUGGGCCGGGCCAUGAGCAGCUCCGAGUUCGUGACCAACCUGAGCGGGAUGAUGGACGGGCAGGACUUCCCCCGGGAGCAGCUCAAGGCUCUGUACGGUUCCAUCCGCAGCCGGAAACUGGAAUGGGCAACGGACGACGAGGACGAGCCCGAGUCCCAAAAGGCCAAAAAAGCCCCAAAAUUCCCAAAUCCCGAAAUUCCCCCGGAACUCCUGGGGGGCCCCGGCCCCGCCCGCAGGGGGGUCCUGGCCAGGAAGGUCCUGGCAGAGAGCGAUGGCAAAAAGGCCCCGUGGGGCCGGCGGGGCUGGAAGCGUUUCAGGGCUGAGCUCCGGGGGCCCCUCCUGGCGCUGCAGAGGGACCCCCCCGAGGGCCCCGAGGAGGUUUUGGGGCUGCCCCACGCCCUGGCCCAGCCGCACCCCAAAUACACCAAGCGCCCCAACGUGUUCCUGCUGCGCACCGGGGACCGGCGCGAGUUCCUCUGCCAGGCACAGAGCCCCCGUGAGCUGUCCCAGUGGGUGUUUGGCAUCAACGUGGCCGCCGCCCUCUGCUCGUCGCCGCCGUUCCCCGCGGCUGUGGGGUCCCGGCGCCGCUUCGUGAGACCCAUCCUGCCCUCGGCGCCCAGCCGCUGCCCCCCGGAGCAGCAGCAGUGCCAGCUGCGCCGCUGGUUGGGGGGACAGUGA